Messenger RNA from Drosophila eugracilis, 10175 nucleotides. RefSeq names its product protein lava lamp. Bases 282 to 9113 code for a protein of 2943 amino acids. The record is from RefSeq and is a predicted model, not a curated record. The transcript is spliced from 10 exons. NCBI's taxonomy places the organism in Eukaryota, Metazoa, Arthropoda, Insecta, Diptera, Drosophilidae.
GACAGGGCUGAAUGACCCAAUUUAGUUGUUGCGCAGCCCUGGUUCUGCAUUGUUUUUACGCUGGCAUUAAUUAGAAUUGUCAAUGUCGAUAGCUAGCGCUGCGCAGCCACCGUGGAUAUAUAAUCGGUCCUUCAGAUAGCCAGUCCGCAUAUAUAUUCCCGAUUUCCCGAUUUGUGUUUUUGUUUGUUUCUCUCCUCUUUUUGUUUUUUUUUUUUGUUGGUUUGUUUACCUCCUGCCCCGGUAACUAGGAUAGUUAGUAAUAUUUUGUAAUUGAAACGACAAUGGCGGAUGAUUCGGCUUCUUUGGAGAGUUCCUACGAUUUCUCCAUCGUUCAGCCCAAUGAUCACGAAUAUAGUGAGGCGGAUAUACGCUUGACGGGCAGCUCAAACGAUCUGUCAUUGUUACAGAAUGUAUCCGCUAGCACAACGAGAGGCACCGAAGGCAAGGGCCGUUUGGACAGCCUUAAAGAGAAUCUGUACAAGCAGCAGGAACGCCUUACUGCCUUAAAAGAACGCGCGUUAAGGAAAUCCCAGGAUGGUCGACGCAAGUCCAGCAUGAGUGACUCCAUGGAGUCGCUGAAGACACUGGGACAGAAGCUUACCGUGCUGAAGACGCGUGCAGGCGACUCCUCCACUCCACUGGUAACGCCCACAAAGGAUAGUGCGCCGGGGGAUGUGUCGCUACUGCAAACUAGCGGCAAUGAGAAGCUACUGAUGCUAACCCAGCGCACGGAACAGAAUCGUGCUUUAUUGGAGCAGCGCAAAAGGGAUCUGGCUAAAUCCCUACUCUCCGUUAAGUCGAAUAUUGGCCAUCAAAGUACCGCUGAGUUGGGCUCUUCCAUGACGGAUCUGCGGCAGGCGGCGUCUGCAGCCAAUCCGCCCGUAUCCCGACACCGUUCCGCCUUGGAUUUGGAAGCACAGGGUCAAGAGCCGCUAGACGACAGUCGAGUGAAGUUGCUCAGGAAUCGCAUGAAGCUGACGGAAAUUAAGCAGGGCCGUCAGGAGCAGGAGUUGCAAGAAUUGCGCACGGAACUAGCCAAACGCGCUAAUCUCAUCGAGCAAUUGGAGUUAUCCGGUGCGGAAUUGCAACGAACGCUCACUCAGCGAAAUGAGGAAUUGGAGCAAUUGCGACUAGGCCAAAUAAAAGCAGAAGUAGAGAAAAGUGAAGAGAAGAAAGAGGAGUAUGAGGAGCAGGAGGGGGAAAGCCUGCAGGAGCAGGAGCAUUCCCGCCUCCAGGGAGAGGUUAUAGUCCUAAGAGAACGACUGGCAGAGCUGGAAAGCAUUAACGAUCUGCUAGAGACGACCCGCUGUGAACUCCAAGAAGAGCUGACCACGGCACGCGAACGAGAAAGGCAACGAGACUUGGAGUUAGAACAGGAGCAGGAGAAGUCUUCCAGUAGUCCACAGUCUGAGGCAGCAUCCACCGAUGCCCAGGUGAGCGUCGAGCUGGCCAAACAACUCCAGGAGCUUACCAAUCAGCUGUCGGAACUGCAGGCCACCAACGAGGAGCUGCGUCAACAGUUAGCAGACCAAACGAAGCUCCAGGUGAGCGACGAGAGUGUUUCCCAGCGUCUUAAGGAACUAGAAGCCACUAUAGCAGCACAAUCUAAGCAGCUGGAGGAGCAGAAGUCAGCAAUGUCUGCUCAAAGUGAAGAACUCGCCGAAAAGACCACGGAACUCAAUGUGCUUAAUGUAAAUCUGCGUGUCCUAGAGGAGAAACUUGCCCAAAGCAGUCGCAGUAAACCUCUAUUCCUGGACGACCAUCUGGAGGACAGUGAGGCCAGCAAGCAGCUGCAGGUGGAACUACAGCAGUUGAAGCAGAAGCUAGACGAAUCCAACAAGGCCAACAUCAAACUAAAACUGAAGUGCAAGCAGACAGAGAAGCAGCUUCAAAAACUUCAGUCUCAGGAUGGCCAACAACAGUUGGCUACGCUGGCAGCAGAAAACGAGCUGUUGCAGGAAAGGAUCACGGUCCUUGAAGACGAGAAGGGCCAAUGGCAGUUGGCGAACAUGCAGGAGGAGGAUCGCCAACCAGAGCAAUCUCCGGAAUCCAAUCCCCUUCAGCUGGAAGCCAUCCGACUGCUUGAAGAGCAGAAAUUAGAAUUGCAGCAAGCCCUGGAGGCAUUGCAGCAAGGUCACGAAUCUGCCCGUGUCGAGUCCGAGCUGAGUGAAGCCCAGAUGGAGGAGCAACUUACCCAACGAGUUCAGCAACUCGAGCAGGAAGCCCACGAGCAGCGUCAGCAACUGGACACCCUGCAAACCGAAAAGGAAACGCUAGACAAGAAGCUGACGCACUACAUCAACGAGAACAUGGAGCUUCUAGACAAGCUGGAAAAGCUUAGUUCAUCCAGUUCGGCGGAAUCCAUCGAAAUAGUGGAACGCCAGCAACUGGAGUGCUUUGGCCAAAGACGUCCGGCUAGCGAGGGCGAUGCCCAGGAGCAGAAGCAAGUAGAUCCACCAGUUCCCAGUCAUGUGAGCGAGCUCACACAAACGGAUGAAACGGAAGAAGAAGAUACUUCUGGCGAGAGUCUGGCCCAGCUAAGAGAUCGUCUCGAACUGUUUACCCAGGAACGUGGCGAGGUACUGGACAAACUGGAGCAAUUGUCGGCGGAGAAUUUGCAACUCCAGGCUAGGCUAGACGAGAGUUCCACUUCCCUGCAGUUGUUGCAGCGUGAACGUGAAAAGGAUCUACUCUCCUCCACCUCCACUUCGUCUAAUCUCUCACAAGAACUCAGCUCAAUGCAGCGAUCCUCAGAAGUGGUGGCCACUUUGGAUGCUGGCGAGGGAGGCCCUGUGCUGUUCGAGAAGUGUGAGAAUUCUCUCAGCAAACUCAACUCCGAAUUGGAGGCCUAUCGCAAAGCCAACGAUAAACAGGCCAAGUUCAAUGUGUCUAAGAAACUGGCCAAGGAGGCCAAGAACUGUCACACCCAGUUGAGUGAGCUUCUGCAGAAGGUGAAAGAAGCCAGCACGGCGGUGGAAACUGUAACCGUUGUCGAGACUGUGGUGGCCGUCACGGCACCUAAUGGCAAGGCUCUGGCGGAAUACGAGCAACUUAAUGCCCAGAAUGCAGAACUCAAGGCAGUUAUCUCUCGUUUACGCCAGGAAUUGGAUGAAUUGAGGGAUAGCUAUCCUGAAACGGAAGCGCCAUUGGCCAUAGUCGGUUCUGACUCCCAGAAAGAAGAAGAGUUCCUGCAAUUGCAAUCGCUGCUGGAGGACGCACGGUCUUCGCAGGUCGAGCUACGGCAGCAGAUCGAGGAGCAACUUGAGCAAAUCAGGGAACUGCGUCAAAACGAAGCGGAUCAGUUGCAACUGAUAGCCCGGCAGAGUGCCGAGAUCACACAACUCCAGUUGCAGGCAGAACAAUUCGAUCAGCUGCUAAACUCCAAGGAAAUGAGCCAUGAAAAGCAAGUGGAACAGCAGACAAGAAUUCGACGAGAGCUGGAGGCACGUAGCGAAUCCCUGGAAGGUGAACUAAGCAUUCUUCAGGCUCUAGUGGCUGAGCAGAAGCAGCAACUCAUCGAAAACCUCAGCGAAAGUGAGCACACUCUUAACCUUAAGAUGCUAGAACUCCAGUCCGCCCAAGAGGAGCUGCAGGAAUUUAGGUCCAAAGAGGAUCCGGAUCAACUGAGGGAGGCUCUGCGAAUUAGCAAAAGCCUGGCUGCCCAGCAGGUCAGUGAAUUGGCCUCCAGCCAGGAGACCAUCGAUGCCUUGAAUCAGCAAAUCCAGGAGUUGUACCAAGGAGUUGAACAAGUUCGCCAGGAAGAGCAGCUCAAGAGCCGAGAACUUCGUGAGAAGCUCAAGAAAUAUGCCCUUAAUCUCAAGAAACGCACGCAGGACAAUACUGAUCUUGAGCAGAAGGUUCAGGAGCUGACUAAUCAACUACAAGAGCUACAGGAAGAGGUAAAGCAAAAAGUGGAAGUGGAACGUGAAACCAUUGUAGAUACCCAACAAGUGGAGCAGUUACAGCAACAGGUCAUCAAACUUAACGAAGAUCUCAAGGCCAAGAUCCAUGUCAAUCUGGAAAAUCGUGAUUCCCUUCGUCAACUGAAACAGCAAAUCCAAGAGCAAGAGCAACUUAUCCAAGAACGCGAUGCGGAGCUUCAAGAUGCUAGUCUGGUGAACAAGGAGUUGCGACGUGAGCGCCAAGAAGCCGAGCAAGAAGUCUUCCAACAGGGUCAGGAGAAUUCUAGGCUCAAGCAAGAAAUCAAACAGCUGCGGGAGGACAUCCAUAGUCUCGAAAAGAAACUAAGCGAAGAGCCAACGGCUAUCGAAGAUUUGCGUCGUCAGUUAGAGCAAAAAUCCAAGAAAUUCGAAAAGUCCAAGGAGUUAAUAAAGCAUCGCAAUGCCACUAUUCAAGCGCUGCAACGCGAACUGCAAGAACUACAGCAGGAUCAGGACAGCGAAGUGAAACAUGGUCGUAGCAAACGGUCUAUUCAAGAGCAACAGCAUCAGGAGAAGGAUGAGGAGAUUGCUGCUCUUCGUCAAGAGAUUGCCCAGUUGGAGAGUCAGAGGAUUAGUGUUGGUGAUGGCGCCAUUACCAAGACCUCACAACAACCAUUGGAAUCCCAUUUGCAAGCGGAAUCUCUGCGAGAGGCAGAGCGAGAACAGCAACACCUUCGUGUCCAACUGACAGCGGCCCAGGAGCAGCACUCCCUACUUGCGCAGCAGUAUGCCAGCGAUAAGGCCAAUUUCGAGAUAACUAUAUCCCGUCUGGAAACCAUUCAUGAGGGCAUUCAAGCCAAGCUACAGGAGGAUGCCUCCUACAUUGAGUCGCUUGAGACGCAGAACUCUGAGUUACAAGCAAAGACCGCUGCUCUUGAGGAGCAAGCCGCCAGCCAGGCCAAUCAGCAAGCGGCAGCUCAUGAUCACACGCAAAUAUUGGAGCAACAGCUGCAGGAACAACGCGAGCAGGAGCAGGAACAGCGCCGGCAAGAUCAGCAGUUGCAGGAGCGACUAUAUGAGUUAGGACAUAAAGAACAGGCUCAAAGUCGGCAACUAGAAUUGAUCACCGGCGAAGCAGAGGAGUCCAGGCAACAGCUGGCCAUUCUGCGAGCGGAUUACGAAUCCUUGCUGGCCAAGCAUGCACAGCUAACAGCCGACGCCCAAGCUGAACGUGAACAACUUAGCAGCCACAGUAAGGAGGAGCUGGACGAACUUCACCAAGAACUGGUUGCCAAGGAUGCGGAACUGCAGCGUCAGCGACAGGUUUAUGAUGCCAAGUUGGCCGCUAAGACCACGGAAAUCGAUGAGCUGGAGUGUGACCUUAAUAGCCAUGUGGAACGAGCAGCUGCCGAGACAAGAGAUCUUGCCCAGCAAGUGGAGCGAUCACAGGAGUUGGUAAACCAACGCACAGAGGAACUGCAGCGACUCAACGAGGAGUACCAGGAGGUAGAACGCGAGAGAUCUACUUUGAGUCGAGAAGUUACUCUGCUACGUUUGCAGCACGACAGUGCCGAGCAGGAUGUGUUGGAGCUCCAGGAGCUGCGCAUGCAGGCCAUGCAGGACAAGACCGAAAUGGACAAUCUGCGCACCCAGAUAGAUGCCCUCUGUGCCAAUCACAGCCAGGAGUUGCAAGCAUUGCAGCAGCAAAUCGCCGAAUUGGACACUCUGGGUCAAAAUCAAACGGACGAUCAGGUCUACAUUGAAACAGAGAACAAGCGGUUGGCAGAGCAACUAAGCGAACUGCAGGCCCAGCUGGCCAGACAGCAGCAGCAUCAUCCUAUUGCCCAAUCUCAGCAGCAUCCUCCACCGGCUUCCCUCUUCUUUGGCGGCGAUGCUUUAGCCGCUCCCUCGCCUUUCGAUGAGAUUGCCCAGCCGUUAAGAGUUUCAUCUCUGUCGGCAAAUGAUCCGGCGCAUAUUCAUCCACCACCUACUAUCGAGGAUCUUCAGCGAAAUGUCUCUGAUCUGGAAAAGCAUGCCCAGGAUCUGGAAACGAAGUUGCUGGCGCGCAAUCAGAGUUUGUCGGAGCAGGAGGAGCGCCGUUUGCAAAUGGAACAACAUAUUCUGGAAUUGGAGCGCCUGCUGAGAGAACGGGAUCAGCAGUUAGCCGAGACUAAAGCGGCCAACGAAGAACGCGAACGAUUGACUGCGCUGGAGAAGCUCAUCCAACCCGCGGCAGCUCCCACAUUGGACAUGUUCUUUGGGGUACAAACCGGGGAAACAGUGCCCGAUGCAGUUAGUCAUCAUUUGGAUUUGGGUCUGCCUCAAACCGAGCCAGUAGAGGAACCUCUAAUUCAGCCCAAAAAAGCGUACUUAUGCCAGCCGAAGCAGGAGCCCCAAGAGCAGACUACUCAAUCCAUUGAUUGGGGUGUGGACGAGGAUCUAUGGGCAAGUGCAGCCACUGAUGCGCCACAAACCGAUGUGGAACCCCUGCAAACGAGAAUCACCCAACUAGAAAUGCAGUUGGCGAAUUCGGAGCAGCAAAAAACCGAACUCCAGACAAAGGCAGCCAAGCUAAUGAAGCGUCUAAAGGAAUACAAAACGAAGGCAACGACAACAGCCACACCCACUGUUACAGUGGACAACGAUCUUGAUUCGGCCAUUAUUGAGGAACUGAAACACCAGCUACAAUUGCAGGAAUCCCGGCAAUCUAAAGCAGAAGAACUCACACAGCAGCACGCUCUGGAAAAAGAGAAGCUAAUGAAGCGCAUCGAUGUUCUGACUGCAGGCAACGAACGUAUGGCGGAGCUAAAGGAGCGCCAGGAUAUGGAUGUGCAGAUGUAUCAGGCCCGCAUCCGGGAGCUCCAGGAAAAGCUUAGCCAACUGGAUCAAUGGGAUGUUCCCACUGCUCCUGCUUCUUCUGCUCCACUUGCUGCUGCUGCUGUCCCUUCCUCUUUAAGCGGUGAUGAAGUGGCAAAGAUUGAGAACCUGCAAGCAGAAAACCAAGAUCUAAAUACUGAGUGCCAGGAACUCCAGGAAAAACUGAAGGAGGAGCGACGUUUUGUUCAAAUGGCCGAGGAAACAGCUGCUCAGGUCCAGGCCCAAAAUGAAACCCUUCAGGAGCAAUUAAAGGAGCGUCUGCAGGAGGUAGAAGAGUUGAGACAGAGUCAGGUCAAUGUUGAAGAGUUACAGGCUCUGAAAUUGGAGGUGGAGUCUCUCAGGCAGCUACAGGGCGAAGUAGUUCAGCUGAGAAGCCUCCAGUCCGAGGUGGAACACUUAAGGAGCCUCCAGGCCGAACUUGAGCACUUAAGAAGCAUCCAGCCUGAAUUGGCGAAUUUGAGGAGCCUCCAGCCUGAAGUGGAGCAUUUGAGGAGCCUUCAACCUGAACUGGAACACUUAAGAAGCCUUCAACCCGAACUUGAGACCUUAAGAACCUUCAAGUUGCAGCAGGAGCAUUUACAAAGUCAGGCAAUUCAAGAAGACCAUCUGGAGUUCCAAAAAAUAGAACAGGAACACCUGAGGAACCUCCAGGGCGAAGUAGAGCAGCUGAGACACCUGCAAACGGAAGUGAAUCAACUUAGAAACCUUCAACCAGAAUUGGAACAUCUGAGAUCCGUUAAACUGCAGCAAGACAACCAGCAACAGGAGCUCCAGCAACUGCGUCAGCAACUAAUCGAACUGGAAUCAUUACGCACACAGGACCUAGCCGAAUUGCAGGCACUGCGUCAGAGUAGCCAAAGUCACGAAUCCCCGGUGGAUGUUGACUCUAGGAGUGAUGAGCAGAUGGCCCAAUUGCAGGAGAAGGAAGCAGAGAUUGUGCAUUUGAAGCAACGCAUCGAAGAGCUGAUGCGCGAGGACCAAACAGAAAAACUUGUCUUCGAGAUCCUAACCAAAAACCAGGAGCUGCAUUCACUGCGCAUGCAGGUUAAGCAAUUGGAGGAGGAUAGAGAGGAUCACAAUGUGUCCGCUGUCCCUUCAACAGCCGAUGGAGAAUCCGUGGAACAGCUUCGUGUUCAGUGCCAACAGCUUCAGCAAGAUAAAGCAGAUAUGGAGGAAGAGCUGCGCGUGCUCAACAACCAUGUUCUCAGCAGCUUGGAGCAGGAGGAUAAAAUAAAGCAGACGCUGCUCCAGCUGGACACUAAAAACAUUGAGAUCACCGAAUUGCGCCGCUCUCUGGAAGUCCUGCAAUCCCAAAAUCAAGGCCAGAAUUCUGCGUCACAGCAAAUUCCUGAUCUAACGGCCAUUAAUCAGCAGUGGGAACAGUUGGUGGAGCAAAAGUGCGGCGAGGUGGCCAGCAUUUGGCAAGAACAUCUAGCUCAACGAGAGGCUGCCUUCAAGGCGCAGUUGGAGGAAAUUACCCAACAGCAGCAGAAGGAACAGCCUCUGGGUCAGCAAUCUAUGCAGCAAGGUGAAGUCUCCAGCGACAUAAUGAUAAAGAUGCAAAAGGCAUUGGAAACGCAGGAAAUGGAGAUUGUGACGCUAAAAGAGCAGCUGGCCAUUCGUUCGGCUGAGUAUGCUCGUCUAGCCGCCCAAUACGAUCCCUUCCGGCUGCAGAACCGUGGAGGAUCUGGUGGUAAUCAGUCUUCGGUUGCCAUCUCAGCUGGUGGACCACCACCAUUAACUGCAAACGAACCACUGCCCGAGUAUGUGCUCAAAGCUGAUCUGGACUAUGCACUAAUGAUGCUUCACCAACGGGACAUGCGUGUCGAGGAGAUGAUCGUGGAACUCGUACAACUGCUCGAGGAACGUGACCACCUGCAGCUGAAGUUAUCGGACACGCUGCGCCAGUUGGAAACCGAGAGGAGUCGCGUCAGCGAUGAACCAGCCUGUGCCACAGCAUCUUCAUCAGCUGCCUCGGGCAGCAGUCCCAGCAAAACCAGCAGCGCCGGCAGCAGCAGCGAGCUCCUGGGAACCACAGCCAGUGCAGCCGGCAGUGACCUCAAGCAGAAGCUCGCUGAGCUGCAGACGGUGAAGCAUUCCAAGGACAAGGCUAUCGUUGACGAGCGAGAGCAGCGAUUGCAGCAGAUGCUCCAGUUGCAAAAAGACAUGGCCAAGCAGGGAUCUGGAUCCCAAACAGGAUCAGUAGCAACAGCAACGACAACAGCAGCAGCACCGGCACCUAUUGGCGUGGAUCUCUCUCAAUCAGGUCUGCGCUCGCCAUCGAUGAUGCUGAUGGAUUGGAUAAUGGGCAAUAACAACAAGGAAGAUGAGGCGGGCAACCAGAUAUCUGGCUAACCCAUUACCAUUUCCCGGCGAGAACGAUGACUACUAACAACCCCAAUAACCGUGGACUCCUACGCUCCUAGCACUUUAAUUACGAAUCAUAAACUUUAACUUUAAUUCUGGCCUUCCUUGCGCGGACAAUGGCGAAUUAGCAUUAAAGUUCUUUAUACGAUAUUAUGUACCUUGGCUAGCUGAAAGGCUCUGCCGAAUUCCCGAUUUGUUCCAAACGCGUACGUUUUAUGUUGUAGAUAUGUAAAAAAAAAUGUAUAAAACUAAACGAAAUGAAACAAAGCUGAAGAAAAAAGAUGAAAAUUUAAGAAUUAAACCAAAAUGUAAAAAAAAAAAAACAGAAAUGUGUUCUUAAAUGAUUUACUUUUCAGAUCAGAAUCUGAAUAUAUAACUAUAAUCACCAAAACCAUUAUCCAACCAUCGCGUUUGUUUUUCGUUUUAUUUAAAUUUAUUCAAAUGAUAUUUCAUGUUUAAUUAACAAUGUUUCAUUUUAUUUUUCCUUUGAGAAAAAAACACUUAGUUUUUAAGAUUCAUGCUGUAAAUAUUAUAAUUGUUGGUUUUCUUGUUUGUGUUGUGAUCUCCUGCCUCUCCCGAUCGAGCUCCUACAUCGUCUGUGUGACAUCCUAUAUCUUUCUUUUAUUUUUCGGCUACUUUGCGAGGAGACUUUUUGGGCUGUGUGUGUGUGUGUGUGUGUAUGUUGGUUGAUUUCAAUUAAAUAACGCAAUUGAAUGUUUUUAAUGUAUCGAAACAAUUGUAUGUUAAGUUCCGUUUCCACAUUUUAUUAUUAUUAUUAUUAUUAUUAUUAUUAUGUUCAUAUAUAUUGUUUUUUGUUUUCUUUUUGCUACAGCUGACAUCAAGUACAUUUUGCUUAUGAUUUGCUUGACUUUUUCAUUUAAUUUUUAUUUCCACUUUUCUUUUUAAUUAUUAUUAGUUUCCAUUUUGUAUUUCUAGUUUAAACAUUUAAAUACGAGUUUCCACAUGCCUAUGAAAAUACAGCGAUCAUGCAUGUCGGCGAAUAUAUAUUCUUGUAUAAAUCUAUAUACCCUUUUUUCAAUGCUUUGCAAA